ACGAGCCCAUGUACCAAAACGAUGGCCUCUAAGAAGUUCGUCACUUGGGGAUUUCUCUUCAUUUUGAUGUUUCUGUUGGUUUCAGAAGCGGCAUCCAGGAAAUUACUUGAGACUUCUGAGCUUGGCAAUUCAAAGGUGAAGAAAGGUGGCGUGGUGCUUCCAACAACACCAAAUCUCGGAACCCAUAUAGUAGGCUACGGUUAUGAUCAAUCUAAAAAGUCAUCAACUAUAGAAGCGAAGAAACCUAGAGGCCCUGUAACUCCGACAGCACCAAAUCCUCGCGCCUUUAUACCCACACCACCUGCAGCUCCGGGUAGUCAAACUUGAGUGCUUUCUUUGCGAUCUAUAUAUGAUAACGUGUGAGAUAUGUGGCCCAUGAUCAAUAAAAGGAGUCAAUGAAUUCUCUGCCUCCACUACUUGGUGAUUUAUUAAUAAGCCACAACCCUUUGAUGAUAUUAGGAAUUAUUAAAUAAAAAAAGAGAAUUUCGAUCUACCUUCCCUGCUCUAUCGAACACUAGCAUUGGCAUUACUACAUGUAGUUCGUGUCCGAUCUGAAUUCACUUGUGAAUUUGUGAUUAUAUUGGCGGUGACGCACGUUUAGUGCACAUUAUUGUACCUUUGGAAUUCUAUUAAACUUUUAUGGCCUUUAAAAUUUUGUCGUUGCUGAUAAUUUGAUACUUA
Messenger RNA from Quercus lobata, 681 nucleotides. RefSeq lists its product as uncharacterized. The record is from RefSeq and is a predicted model, not a curated record. NCBI's taxonomy places the organism in Eukaryota, Viridiplantae, Streptophyta, Magnoliopsida, Fagales, Fagaceae. The coding region runs from base 22 to 327 and encodes 101 amino acids. The transcript is spliced from 3 exons.